This is a messenger RNA of Dama dama (fallow deer), 1610 nucleotides long. It is a transcript of the gene CA7, whose product is annotated as carbonic anhydrase 7. The transcript is spliced from 7 exons. Gene Ontology annotation, biological process: regulation of intracellular pH. Gene Ontology annotation, molecular function: zinc ion binding; carbonate dehydratase activity. Gene Ontology annotation, cellular component: cytoplasm. Lineage: Eukaryota; Metazoa; Chordata; Mammalia; Artiodactyla; Cervidae. Bases 96 to 836 code for a protein of 246 amino acids. The record is from RefSeq and is a predicted model, not a curated record.
GCCGCUUUAAGAGGCUGCUCCGCAGCAGCGAGCGGGGCCGGAGCCGCAGCCCGAGCGAGCAGAACUGAGCCGAGCCGGCAGGUGACGGCAGCGGCAUGACCGGCCACCACGGCUGGGGCUACGGCCAGAACGACGGCCCCUCACACUGGCACAAGCUGUAUCCCAUUGCCCAGGGAGACCGCCAGUCACCAAUCAAUAUCGUAUCUAGCCAGGCUGUGUACUCACCCAGCCUGAAGCCACUGGAGAUCUCCUAUGAGUCCUGCACAUCCCUCAGCAUCGCCAACAAUGGCCACUCUGUCCAAGUGGACUUCAAUGACAGUGAUGACCGAACUGUGGUGUCUGGGGGCCCCCUGGAUGGGCCCUACCGGCUUAAGCAGUUCCAUUUCCACUGGGGCAAGAAGCAUGGUGUGGGCUCGGAGCACACGGUGGAUGGCAAGUCAUUCCCCAGCGAGCUGCACCUGGUUCACUGGAACGCCAAGAAGUACAGCACCUUUGGGGAGGCGGCCUCGGCGCCCGAUGGCCUGGCUGUGGUCGGUGUCUUCCUGGAGACGGGGGACGAGCACCCCAGCAUGAACCGUCUGACAGAUGCGCUCUACAUGGUUCGGUUUAAGAAAUGGGCAGGGAGGAUGCUGCUCUCAUCCUGGUGGGAGGUCUGUGCUGAUUCCUGGGUCCUCCACCCUGCCCCAGGGCACCAAGGCCCAGUUCAGCUGCUUCAACCCCAAGUGCCUCCUGCCUGCCAGCCGGCACUACUGGACCUACCCCGGGUCCCUGACGACACCACCGCUGAGCGAGAGCGUCACCUGGAUUGUGCUCCGGGAGCCCAUCCGUAUCUCUGAGAGACAGAUGGAGAAAUUCCGGAGCCUGCUUUUCACCUCAGAGGAGGAUGAGAGGAUCCACAUGGUGAACAACUUCCGGCCGCCACAGCCACUGAAGGGCCGUGUGGUCAAGGCCUCCUUCCGGGCCUGAGCUGCCUACCUGCCCAGCCAGUCACCGGGGCACCAUCUUCCCAAGGGCUUCCAUGUCAGCAGACACCAAACCAUCCGAGGCUCCCUGCCUGGGGUUGCUGUGGACCCUCCUUCAGCUGGCUUGCUCCUUGGCCACGCUGGAGGCUUCUUGACGGGACCCUCAAGUCAGGGGACACCUUUCAGCCACCCUGGGGACAGGAAGGGACCUGAGCCGAGUGUGGCCCAAGCCUGAGGCUGCCUUUGCUCUCCAAGACCCAAAGGCCCCUGGGAACCUCCUCUUGUCUUCCCCACUGGCAGUGGCAGCAGCCCUACCCCGAGCUCACACUGUGACAGAUGAGGCCAAACUCUCUGGGGCAGGCAGCUGGCACUCCCGGAAAGACUCAAGCAAUAAUUAGAAGAGUGGGCAGAGCUGCCCUCUCAGCAUUACCUCUUCUGCGGGCCUCCGCCAUGUACGCACCUCACUGCCAGGCCAUUAAAAUGGACUCAGCCUGCUGUGGGUGACGUGGCCUUCUCCUUCCAGCCACCUGCUGCCGUAGGCAGGCACUGGCUACAGCUUAUGUAGUAUCUCCCUUCAUCCCCACCCAGCCACCAAAGCCACCUACAUGACAAUCCAUCCAUGCACUGAUUAAUAAAUUCGAUCAUUCA